This is a messenger RNA of Bombina bombina (fire-bellied toad), 1407 nucleotides long. RefSeq names its product dual specificity protein phosphatase 22. The transcript has 4 exons. Gene Ontology annotation, molecular function: protein tyrosine/serine/threonine phosphatase activity. The record is from RefSeq and is a predicted model, not a curated record. Gene Ontology annotation, biological process: protein dephosphorylation; regulation of cell population proliferation; positive regulation of JNK cascade. NCBI's taxonomy places the organism in Eukaryota, Metazoa, Chordata, Amphibia, Anura, Bombinatoridae. The coding region runs from base 1 to 561 and encodes 186 amino acids. Gene Ontology annotation, cellular component: cytosol.
AUGACAGGAACAAGAUACUCAAACGAGAGGAACAAAAAUAAUGAGGAAGGUCAACUAGGAUGGACAUUUUUAAAACUAAUGGAUGUGUUAUUCACAUGUUCCUCCAAUGAGGAUGCAGAGUUAGUGAAAAUUCAGCAUUUUAAAGAAAGUACAGGAUUCAUCCACGAAUGCCGCCUUAAAGGUGAAGGAUGUCUUGUUCACUGUUUGGCAGGAGUUUCUAGAAGUGUGACCUUAGUGGUAGCCUAUGUCAUGGCUGUCACAAAUCUGGGCUGGGAUGAUGCGUUAUCUGCUGUCAGAGGUGCAAGGACGUGUGCCAAUCCGAACAUGGGCUUCCAGAAGCAGCUUGAAGACUUUGGAAAACAUGAUAUCCAAAAUUUCCGGAAAUGGCUGAAAGAUACUUAUGGGGAAAGUCCAUUUCUUGAUGAGGAAGAAGCGAGACAACUUAUUGCUAAACAUAAGCAACAGGAAGCUGAAUCUCAAAGUGCUGCCAGUUCAGGAAGGCAAUGGAGUAGCCAUUUAACUUCCCUAUCAUCUUUGUCUUAUAGCACUACAGAGACAUAAGUUUCUAUAAUAUAAAUAUAUAUCUUUCUUUUGUAUUGGCUGCCUGGCUUGUUAAAAAGGGACACUGUGUAAGAAUAUCUGCAGGAUCCAAGUUGGUGGCUGACAUUACAUGACUUACAUGAAGAGAAGAGGUUUAAUAUACCAUAGUAUCUGUUCAUUGUAACUACUUUAUACAACCCCCUAAAUGUACAUCACUGUUUUGCAGACUUGUUUUAGUCCCCUGAAAUAAAGGCAUAGGUUCCCCUCCCCCCCCCCACCGAAUAUUAACUUGGCCACUUUAUGUGUGAGUUUGACAUAUAGCCCCUUAGAAGCCAUGUGAGAAGUAAGCACUGUUUUCUGAAUUUUGUGCUUCUAUUUUUUAACACAUAAUUUAACAUUUUCUACCUCAAAAAAGUUUAUUUGCGCAGUUACCAAACCUUAUCAUUGUUUCCAACCUUAACCAAUGACAGAGUUAUUAUUAGGAUUCAUAUCGUUCCUGAACUUCCUCAGAGACCAAUAUAUUUUAGCAUUUUGCCAAAUAUGCUCAGGUAAAGCACGCAGUAUGUUUAAACCACUUUCCCAAAGGCUCUAUAUCUUAUUGUACAUAACAUACAAAUGUAACAUAGAAAUGGGUAUAUUAAAACUAAGUUAUAAACUGUGGUCAUUUAAUUUGGGGUAAAGACCUAUUUGCAAAACAUAGAUUCAAAGAGCAGAACUAUUUAUUAAAAUGUUUUGUUUUGAUUUUUUUCUUUUUUUCAUUUGCACUAAUUGUUGGUGGAAUAAUUAAACUGUUUCAUAUGCCAGAUUAUCAUUUUAAAAUGAUGUUUAUAUGAUUGUAUAAUCAAUAAAGUUACUUUUGAGAACAUA